Molecule: messenger RNA, 909 nt
Organism: Myotis lucifugus (little brown bat)
Lineage: Eukaryota; Metazoa; Chordata; Mammalia; Chiroptera; Vespertilionidae
Product: melanoma-associated antigen 10-like
Exons: 1
Coding region: 1-909 (302 amino acids)
Biological process (GO): negative regulation of transcription by RNA polymerase II
Cellular component (GO): nucleus
Source: RefSeq, a predicted model, not a curated record
AUGAAGGUACAUUAUGCUGCUGCUAGAGCACCACGUCCCCUCCAGCUUCCUCAGAGAGCCUACUUCUCUCCCACUGUCAUGGCAGUCACUCCAUCAAUCAAAUCAUAUCAGGGUUCCAGUAGCCAGGAAAAGGAGGGGCCAAGCACUUCGCAGGCUCUGCUAGACACUGGGUCUUUGCUUAGAGAUGCCAUAGAAGAUAAGGUGGCUGAUCUGGUGGGGUUCCUGCUCCUCAAAUAUAAAACAAAGGAACCAAUCACAAAAGCGGAAGUGUUAAGUAGUGUCAUCAAAGAGUACAAGGAUCACUUUCCUAUGAUCUUUGACCAAGUAUCAGAGUGCAUGCAGCUGGUCUUUGGCAUUGAUGUGAAGGAAGUGGAUCCUACCAGCCACACCUAUGUCCUGGUCAACACCUUGGGCCUCACUUGCAAUGGGAUGUUGAAUGAUGAGCAGAGCGUGCCCAAGACUGGCCUCUUGAUAAAUAUUCUGGGUGUGAUCUUCAUGAAUGGCAACUGUGCUCCUGAGGAGGUCAUCUGGAAAAUGCUGAGUGUUAUGGGGGUGUAUGAUGGGAGGGAGCACUUCAUCUAUGGGGAGCCCAGGGAGCUCCUCACCAGAGUUUGGGUGCAGGAACAGUACUUGGAGUACCGGCAGGUCCCCAAAAGUGAUCCUGCACGGUACGAGUUCCUGUGGGGUCCCAGGGCCCAUGUUGAAACCACCAAGUUGAAAGUCUUGGAGUUUUUGACCCAGAUCAAUGAUACUAUCCCCAUGGCCUUCCCUCACUGCUAUGAGGAGGCUUUGAAAGAUGAGGAAGAGAGAUCCCAGGGCAGAUUUAUUGUCAGUGAGAAUGGGGCAGCCAGGACCAGGGUCUGGGCCUAUUCUAGAGCCACAUCCAUCAGCUUCCCUUGCCCUAAGUGA